Molecule: messenger RNA, 930 nt
Organism: Metarhizium brunneum ARSEF 3297
Lineage: Eukaryota; Fungi; Ascomycota; Sordariomycetes; Hypocreales; Clavicipitaceae
Gene: IPP1
Product: Inorganic pyrophosphatase
Biological process (GO): phosphate-containing compound metabolic process
Cellular component (GO): nucleus; cytoplasm
Molecular function (GO): magnesium ion binding; inorganic diphosphate phosphatase activity
Source: RefSeq, a predicted model, not a curated record
AUGGCUUCCGAAGUCAGCUACGCCGUUCGCAAGAAUGGUGCCCUCAACUCCCCGGAAUUCAAGCUCUACAUCGAGCAGCAGGUUCACCAGAAGGGGGCCAAAGUCAGCAGCAAGGUCAUCUCCCCCUUCCACGAUAUUCCCCUGUAUGCCGACAAGGAGAAAGGCAUUCUCAACAUGAUUGUUGAGAUUCCCCGAUGGACCAAUGCCAAGCUUGAGAUCUCCAAGGGACAGGAGCUCAACCCAAUCGUGCAGGACAAGGACAAGACAGGCGGCCUUCGAUUUGUCCGCAACUGUUUCCCCCACAGGGGCUAUCUGUGGAACUACGGUGCCUUCCCCCAAACAUGGGAGGACCCCGCGCAUGAAGACCAACACACCGCGGCCUAUGGUGACAACGACCCUCUUGACGUUUGCGAGAUCGGCGAGCAAGUUGGUUAUACCGGACAGGUCAAGCAGGUCAAGGUUCUCGGUAUCAUGGCCCUUCUCGACGAAGGCGAGACGGACUGGAAAGUUAUUGUCAUCGACGUCAAUGACCCCCUGGCUCCUGAACUCAACACCGCCGAAGAUAUCGAGUCCAAGCUGCCCGGUCUUCUGCGUGCCACUAACGAAUGGUUCCGCAUCUACAAGAUCCCUCACGGCAAACCUGAGAACCAGUUCGCUUUCACUGGCGAGACCAAGAACAAAGAAUUUGCCAAUGAUAUUAUUAAGGAGUGCCACAAGGCCUGGAGCCGCCUCCUCGACGGCAAGACGGAACCCCGACAAGGCCAGAGAGAGAAGGCCGCCGAUAAGAUCAAGAUCACCAACACUACACUUGUGGGCAAGGGUGACUACAGGGCUACGCCUCCCGAAGUGAAGCCUCACGAGGAGCUCCCCCCUGCCGCCGUCGAUCCCACCUCUGAGAAAUGGUACUUCAUCAGCGGUAACUCAGCUUAA